Caenorhabditis angaria is the source of this 2723-nucleotide messenger RNA. Lineage: Eukaryota; Metazoa; Nematoda; Chromadorea; Rhabditida; Rhabditidae. The record is from the annotation of a GenBank genome assembly.
AUGGGUGUUCUAUCCAAAUUUCAACUUCUCAACUCGACGUUGACUUAUAAGAAUUGGUCUCCAGCUUUUGCCGGAGUUUUUGGUUGUAUUGCGAUUGCGAAUCUUUAUUCGGGAAGUUUUAGAGGAAAGAAAAGUGGACAAAGUUUGUCGAAGAAUGUGAAGAAAGCAGGUGCAAAGACUGGAUUGGAUGCGGAAUUUUUUGAGAAAAUUCGACGACUUCUCAAAAUUUUGAUCCCAGGUAAAUAUUAAGUAUCAAGAUUGUUUCGGAAAUUGCAAGAAUUUCUUAAAAUUAGAUAUCUAAAAAAAUCCACAAAUCCCAAAAUUAUUUCCAGGUCCGCUCUCAAUGGAAGUAUUUUACAUGGUCGUGAUUGGACUUGUUUUACUCGCUCGAACUGUUGCUGAUGUUUAUAUGAUUACAAAUGCAACAAGUGUUGAAGCAUCGAUGGUUGACAGAAACCCAAUUAUUUUUGCUGUCUCUGUCUUCAAAUACUUCCUCAAUCUUCCAGCGAUUUCUUUGAUCAACGCGUUAUUGAAAUUCUCGUUGUCCGAACUCAAACUUCGUUUCAGAGAGCGAUUGACAAAACAUCUUUAUGAUAAAUAUCUUGGGUAAGUUGGUCUUUUUUCUCCCGAUUGACUUUGUGAAAAACCCGUGUUUGUUUUCAUUCUAGGAAAAAACAGUAGUUUUUUAGAUAAGGUUUUUUUAUAAUUUCCUGGUUAUCAAAAUAUUGAUUGUUCUUUGAGUUAAAAACGAAAAUGAUUAUUUUUCAGUUUGACAUUCGAACUCAAAAACCUGAAAUCAUCUUUUAAACUACUGCAACCUAAAAUCCUAAUAUAGGUUUAUUGUCAUCAAAGCCUACAGUACCCAAACUGCAAGGACUACUGUAGAUGAGUGAGAAAUCAAUUGUUUUUUAUUGAAUCUAACCACCAUAGAACCAAAGUUUCUCAGAGUAUCCAUCAAAAAAAUAAUUAUUUUUUUCCAGUGGCUUCACAUUCUACCAAAUCUCCAAUCUCGACAAUCGAAUUCAAAAUCCCGAUCAACUUUUGACUCAAGACGUCGAAAAAUUCUGUGAUGGAAUCGUUGAAUUGUAUUCGAAUCUCACCAAACCAAUUCUCGAUGUAUUUUUGUACAUUUUCAAACUUGGUCGAGCUCUCGGAUGGGAAGGUCCAGGAAUAUUGUUUGGAUAUCUUAUGGCCAGUAUGGUUGUUCUAACCAAGCUCCGAAAACCGGUUAGAUAUUUUUGAGUUUUGAAAAUUUUACAACUAACUUUUAGAUCGCAAAAUUGACUGUGGAAGAACAAGUUCUUGAAGGAGAAUAUCGAUAUGUAAACUCAAGAUUAAUAAUGAACAGUGAAGAAAUUGCAUUCUAUCAAGGAAACAAGCCAGAAAGAAAUGCAUUAAUGGGAUCAUUCCAAAAUCUUGUAAUUCAUCUUCGAAAAUCAAUAAUGUUCCGAUUCACACUUGGAUUCGUUGAUAAUAUUGUUGGAAAAUAUGUGACAAAUAUUAUUGGAUGGAUUGCUUGCGCAAAAACUCUAUUCGAUAUGGAAAAUGAGCGGGUAAAUAAUAUGGAUAGAAAUGAAAUUAUGCAAGAGUUGUAUAAUUCUGGAAGAAUGAUGUUGAAAUUGUCAGAGGCUUUGGGAAGAUUGGCUUUGGCUGGAAGAGAUAUGACUAAGUUGAGUGGAUUUACGACAAGAGUUGAUACUUUGAUGAAAGUUUUGGAUGAUAUGAAGAAGGGAAGAUUUGAGAAAGGAAUUGUUAGUGGAACAGAAUUGCAAUCGGGAAGAGGAACAUUGAUCACUCAAGAUAAUAUUAUUCGAUUUGAAGAUGUUCCAUUAGUGACACCAAAUGGUGAUACUCUUAUUGAAUCACUUUCAUUCGAAGUUCCAUCGGGCAGAAAUGUUUUGGUUUGUGGGCCAAAUGGUUGUGGAAAAAGUUCUCUUUUCCGAACACUUGGUGAACUUUGGCCAGUUUUCGGGGGAACUUUGACGAAACCAGCAAAGGGUAGAUUGUUCUAUGUUCCACAGAGACCAUACAUGACUUUGGGAACACUUCGGGAUCAGAUUAUUUAUCCGGACACGAUUUAUGAUAUGACAAAGAAGGGGUUGAAAGAUGAACAUCUCGUGGAAAUGUUGGAAUAUGUGAGUGUACUUCUUGAAUCUAAAAUGUUACCGAAUAAUUUUCCAGGUUCAACUAACUCAUAUUUUGGAGCGUGAAGGUGGUUGGGGAGCAGUUCAAGAUUGGAUGGAUGUUUUAUCCGGUGGAGAGAAACAGAGAAUUGCGGUAAAUUGGGAAGUUGGAGUUUGAAAUAUGUUUUUUCGGAUUUUCAGAUGGCUCGACUUUUCUACCAUAAACCACAAUUUGCAAUUCUUGAUGAAUGUACUUCUGCAGUUAGUGUCGAUGUUGAAGGUGAGAACAGAAAAUUUUAAAUAAAAUCGAAGAUGCUAAGAUUUCUCUUUGAUAGCUCGAUUCCUAUUAAAAAUUCUUUAAUCUCUUCCGAAUCACACAUCCCUAAAAUUUAAUCUUCAAGUCCGAACCUUUUUCUCAGGAAAUCUUUUUGUUUUUCAGGUGCAAUGUAUCGUUUAUGCCGUGAAAUGAAUAUCACAUUAUUCACAGUUUCACAUCGUAAAUCAUUAUGGAAAUAUCAUGAAUAUUCACUUUAUAUGGAUGGACGUGGAUCUUAUCGAUUUGAACAAAUUGAUGAAAAUUCCGAUCAAUUUGGAUCAUAA